Hypoxylon fragiforme is the source of this 2678-nucleotide messenger RNA. RefSeq lists its product as uncharacterized. The record is from RefSeq and is a predicted model, not a curated record. The coding region runs from base 299 to 2530 and encodes 743 amino acids. The transcript has 2 exons. Lineage: Eukaryota; Fungi; Ascomycota; Sordariomycetes; Xylariales; Hypoxylaceae.
GUACUUGAAAACCAACUUACUGGCCGUUCCAAGUUCGUCUGGGGUACUUCACAUAAAACAUCGCGGCUCGGCCAUGUUUGCCGUCAACAGAUGCAGAGAUCUCACAGCGUCCCGUCUCGUCUCGUCUAGCCCUCUUGCUUAUAUUACACGUGAUGUAUAUUCUAAUAAAACCGUAUCAACUCACACCCAGAUGUUAAAACCCGAGAAAUCGGUUCUUUCUCGAUGUAAACACCCCGGUGGCAAGCACCGGUUGGAAAGAAGAUAGGGCUAAAGGUCCGUACUUGUCUUGGGGUACGCGAUGCUUGUUGUAAUUCUAGCAUUGCUCUAUGCUGUGGUGUCGCCAAGUCAUGGCCUAGAAUGGGCCAAUACUGAGUUCCGCCCUGAUCGACUUAAUAAGAGGAUACUGUCUCGAAAUGAGUCUGUGACGGUGAUAGUCACAAGCUCGUUUGACAUACUAGCUUCUAGUCUUUCAGUAGCGGGCUCAGAGCCGUACCGGAGACCUGCAGAUAUCGAUUCCAUUACGACGACGACAGCGACGACGGCUGCCUCUAUUGAUGGUAAAUCUGAUACUGAGGAACUCUCUGCGGAUGGUACCAGUUCAUCAGGAUCUGAUAUCUGGUGGAAUCUGUUCAACUUGGGGACCAUCACCUCCGUUGGAAGACCAACGCUUGUACUACCUUCAUCAACACCGGUCAGGACACCUCCUAUCUCCAUCAGUAGCUCGAGUUCUACUUCGAAUAUAGAUAGUGGAUCCUAUCCGACGGCUUCGUCAUUCACUUUCAAUACAACAUCAAAACCAUAUUGGAAUACCACUACCGGCAAUUCGUCACCGUUAGCACCCCCGCUGGCCCAGCCACCGCCGAUCACCAGCAGCACGACUUGGACUACUGCUACGCCAAGCGAGUGCCCGGGAGGAGAUGCUGGCCUGUUUACUACUACGACCUACAUCAUCACUCACACCUCUACGACGACCUGGACCGGAGACCCAUCGGAUUAUACGCCUCCGUACCCUCCAAUAAGCACACCAGUAGGGUGUACCCCUAAACAGAGUCCAACCGGUCGAUUCACGAUCACAUUUUGCGAUAGCACGGGUAAGACAUGCUCACUCAUCCAUACCAGCAUCGACCCAAGCACGACGGACAAUAUCGUCAACCCAACACGAACUGUCACUCUUGUCACAACAGACAAGAACCCCGCCGUGGUAUUCCCAACCGAAGCCCCUCCUGACUAUGGCGGGUCGCCCGAUCCCCCCAACAACCACAACACGGCGGGGGUAGGGGAUGGCAGUGUGAUUACCCCCGACUAUGGCAGAAUCACCGAUAGCACCGACCUCCCCAAGACAUCGGCGACUUCGGCGUCCACGUCGACGCCCAGCAUAGGCAACAACGCAGGCCAGCCUCCUCCCAUAACAGUGAUAGUCCAGCCCGGCGAGGUGAUAAUCGACGAUCGCACUUUCCUAGACAACCCGACGACACCUGGAACCACCACCGUGAUUGUAAAGGGCGAGACAUUCAUCAUCGAUCCGACCAGGGUAGCAGGCGCAGGAGCCACCAUCACCCGCCCCCCUUCCCUCAUCAUUACCGGAGAUAAUGACGUACUUUUCCCCACAGCCACAGCCACGCCAACGCCAACGCCGACAACAACGUCCAUCGGAGGCCUAGGGGUCGUGUACGGAGGUUCCUCCUCGGUCGCCACGAUCGACGGCACCGUCUUCACCCUCGCGCCCACGCCCACCGUAGCCGUCGUCAGGGGCCAGACCAUCACCCUUGGGCCCGCGGGGAUCGUCUUCGCCUCCCAGACCUUGCACAUCAUCGCCGCGGGAUCUUCCGCCCCUACGCAGACGGCCGUGAUGGGCGGGGAGCUAAUAACAGCCCUCGGGACAAACCGAGUCGUUAUCGGGGGCGUGACCCUCACGUACGGGCAGAGCGGCUCUGGUAGUACUAGCACCAUCACAACCGUCAUCGACGGCGAAACCAUCCUCAUCGGCCCGGCGGGCAUCAUCGUGCACGACAAGACGCUCGGCGGACCGGCCGCGGAUCUCACAGUGACUAAGUACGAGGUCAUCGGGGGUGCGACGGUCACGCAGCUAGGAGGGACGGCGGUCGAGAUCAGCGGUACGACGUACCAGUACUACAUCGGCGGCGGCCGCGGUAUCUCCGCGCACCCCACUCUCACCUCGACCGUCGUAGAUGAUGGCCACGGCCACACCCUAACCAUCGGCCCCGACGGCCGCAUCGCCAUGUCCACCUGGACCCUCGGGCCCCCGUUCGCGUCGACCACGACGUUGGUGCCGAACGGGAAUGGGAGGGAUGCAAUAGGAGCAGAAGGGAGCAGCAAUAGCAAUAAUAAUAACAAUAAUGCGGCGAUGACGAUACCAACGGCUACGGGGUCCAAGGGGACAGGGGCGGGGUCCGAGGAGAAUAGUGGUGGUAGGACUGUGUCUAUGCUAAGGCUAGGGGUUGAUCGGGAUGCUGCGACGGUGGUAGCGGCAAUGAUGAUAGUGAUGCUCGGCAUUGGGGGGUUGGGAUAAAUGUUUUUCUGGCAGUGAAUUACACACUAGGUAGGUAUUUAACUUAUUCAAUUCCGUUUCUUACCUACCUACUGUACCUACUUAUUACUCAGACUUCCUCUUACUCUUCUCCUUCUUCUCCCUCCUUCCAAUUCUCCCUGGAACGCUU